UCACCCGAGACCAACCAGGAAACAGUCGCCGUCGGUGAGUGAAGAGAUGCAGACUGACGACCAGACUCUGUCCUCUGACUGUGUCCUGCUGCAGAAGACAAGUGUCCACACAGUAAAGGCUCCGCCCCCUUCACCUGGCUCACCCGAGACUAACCAGGAAACAGUCAGUCGCCGUCGGUGAGUGAAGCGUGAAGACCAGACUCUGUCCUCUGACUGAGUCCAGCUGCAGAAGACAAACGUCCACACACUGAAGACAAAAUGGCCUCCAGAUCAGAGGAAGAUCUCUGCUGUCCCGUCUGUCAGGAGGUCUUCAGAGAUCCUGUCCUUCUGUCCUGUAGCCACAGCUUCUGUAAAGACUGUGUGAAGACAUGGUGGAGAGACAGACCAACACCAGACUGUCCUGUUUGUAAGAGAAGGUCUUCAAAGGAUGAACCACCCUGUAACCUGGUUUUAAAGAACAUGUGUGAGACCUUCUUACAGGAGCGAGGUCAGAGGUCUUCAGAGGUUCUCUGCAGUCAGCACUCUGAGAAACUCAGACUCUUCUGUCUGGACCAUCAGCAGCCAGUGUGUCUCGUCUGCAGAGACUCAAAAAACCACAUCGGCCACAAGUUCAGACCCAUCGAUGAAGCUGCACAAGAACACAAGGAGCAACUUCAGGAAACUCUGGAGACCUUCAAGAAGAACUUAAAGAGUCUGGAAGAAGUUCAGGUGAAGUUUGAUCAAACAGCAGAACACAUUAAAGUCCAGGCCCGACGCACAGAGACACGGAUGAAGGAGCAGUUUAAGAAGCUUCAUCAGUUUCUACAAGAGGAAGAGGAGACCAGGAUGGCUGCACUGAGGGAGGAAGAGCAGCAGAAGAGUCUCAUGAUGAAGGAGAAGAUGGAGGCUCUUCACAGAGAGAUAGAAGCUCUAUCAGAUACAGUCAGAGCCACAGAGGACGAGCUGAGAGCUGAAGACAUCGUCUUCCUGCUCAACUACAGAGAGCAGCAGCGCCCCCUGCUGGAGCCUCCACAGCUGCACUCAGGAGCUCUGAUAGACGAGGCCAAACACCUGGGCAACCUGGCCUUCAACAUCUGGAACAAGAUGAAGGACGUGGUCUCCUACAGCCCUGUGGUUCUGGACCCAAACACCGCUCAUCCAAAACUCAUCGUGUCUGAAGAUCUGACCAGUGUGAGACGAGAAGACAGACAGAAGGUUCCUGAUAAUCCAGAGAGGUUUGAUUAUUACAACAGUGUCCUGGGCUCUGAGGGUUUGAACUCAGGAACUCACAGCUGGGACGUCCACGUUGGAGACAAUAAAGAGUGGACAGUGGGAGUUUUAGAGUCUGGCCUGAGGAAAGGAGAAGACAUGCUGUCUGGAUUAUGGGGGAUAGAGUUAUCUGAAAAUAAAUACUAUGAAUGGUCAUCAGGUAAAGGCUCUGUUCUCCAGCUGAAUAUGAAGAUCCAGAAGAUCAGAGUGAGUCUGGACUGGGUGAGAAGACGACUGUCCUACUCUGAUGCUGAUACUAACACGCUCAUACACACACACUCACACACUUUCACACACACCAUGUUUCCAUUCAUUAACAAUGCUGACGUUAUUGAUCGUCUCCCAGUGAAGAUGUUACCAGUGAAGGUUUGAAGGUUAAAGGGACAGUUCACAGAAGUGAAGCUGUUCAACUUCACGUCUCUUUCACUCUCUUCACUCGUUCUUCUCUCCUUUCAGAGUUUGUGGUUUUUUCACUUGUAUAAAUAUGAUUUCACUGACAACUUUUUCUUCAGAUUUGAAUAUUAAGAUAUUAUAUUAGUGAAAUAUUAGGGUCUAAUUAUAGUUAAUCAAUACUUAUUCUGUACUCCUGUACACUUAGUUAAGGGAUGCAUGUUUCCCAACAGAUUGUGACUGUGUUAACUCUUAUUAAGAGUAGCUUUAUAAAUGUUUUUUUAAGGUCAGGUAUGAAGUGGUUUUCUACAUGUGACAUGUUUGUCUGUGAACAUGUAAUACAGAGACUGUGAUCACUUUGUGUCUCACUGACUUU
Molecule: messenger RNA, 2014 nt
Organism: Solea senegalensis (Senegalese sole)
Lineage: Eukaryota; Metazoa; Chordata; Actinopteri; Pleuronectiformes; Soleidae
Product: E3 ubiquitin-protein ligase TRIM35-like
Exons: 3
Coding region: 259-1620 (453 amino acids)
Molecular function (GO): protein binding; zinc ion binding
Source: RefSeq, a predicted model, not a curated record